Messenger RNA from Scheffersomyces coipomensis, 1521 nucleotides. RefSeq names its product Nrm1p (gene NRM1). The record is from RefSeq and is a predicted model, not a curated record. The transcript has a single exon. NCBI's taxonomy places the organism in Eukaryota, Fungi, Ascomycota, Pichiomycetes, Serinales, Debaryomycetaceae. The coding region runs from base 1 to 1521 and encodes 506 amino acids.
AUGUCAAUCACAUCCAAUAAUAGAAUGGCUCUAGAACCAAUCAAAGGAUCAAUCUUAAACUCGAACUCAGAAUCUUCUACUUCUAUCAAUGGUGGUGGUAUCAAAAAGAGAAAACUCUCUCCAAGAUCAAGAAUUAGAUUGGUUACCGUCUCUCCUUCCUUAGCUUUAACGCCAGAUAAUAAAGCUUCCAGAUCUUUAUCAUUCACAUCAACAUCAUCAUCAACAUCAACUUCUACUCAUCUUAACUCAAGAAGAUUCCCUACCGCCAGUAAAAUGGCAAGUUUCUCCGACUUUAGAUCAACUUCUUCAACUAAUAAUUCUCCUGGUGUUGUAAGAACUUCAUCCUCAUUAUCAUCAUCUACAACAACAACAACAACAACCAUUUUUAAAAAUGAUACCGCUGGAUUGGCUGCUACAAAACUUAAAUUGAAAUUACAACUUGCAUUAUAUAAACUUCAACAACGUGAUGAAUUGAUUACAAAAAGAAAACAUCCAAAUUUAUCAUCAUCAUCCAUCACUACUAAUUCUACAUCUUCAACUAAUUCAAUCAUUCCACCUGAUUUUUCAAUCUUAUCAUCAACUUCCAUCAAACCUUUAUCACCUCUGUUUGCUAGCUUUGAUAGUCCAUCCCCCACUCCAGUCUCAAGACAAUCAAGUUAUUUACCAACCCCACCCGAAACUUCCUCUUAUCAUCAUUCAUCCAUUAAUGUUAAUUUAAAUAACUUGUCUACCACCAACACUAAUAAUAAAUCAAAUUUAAAUGCAAAACAAAAACAACAACUUACCUUAUCGAACAUAGCAUAUAAGAAACAAUUCAACUCAAACCAUAAGAAGAUUCAAAAAUUAAAAUUGUUUCAAAUUAAAAAGAAUUCAAUCUUUUAUACUAAAUCAAAAUCUUCUCAAUUAGAUAAUAAUCAAAAAUUAUUACCAAAAUUGAAACCAAAUGAUAAUGAUGAUGAAGAUGAUGAUGAACAAGAAAGUGAUCAUUUAAAACCUCACAUUAAAGAUCCUUCUGCUUCAUUUCUUAAAUCAUUUUCUCAAAACUCAUUUAUACUUCCCUUUGCUGCAUCAAUCAUUCCUUCUAUUCAAGUGAGUACUUAUGAUGCUCCAACUGCUACCACUACUACUACCAAUACCAUCCCACCUUCAUCCUCACACGCUACCACUUUGCCUUCUAUAAGUAAAAUUUUAAAGACUCCUUUAAGAAAAGCAAAUUCCACCCGUUACAAUAAUAACUCCACUUCCAAUAAUUUCAUCUAUAAUGAUGAUACGACUAUAGAUGAAGAUAAUGAAACUAUUCUUAAUACUACAAGUAAUACGAUCAUGUCUAAUUCUAAAAAUCCAGCUGAUGGAAGUCUUCUUUCAGCUAAUAAUACUACUGCUAAUACAUCCACUAAUACUUCAAAUAUGAAGUCAUCUAAUAAAAACAUUCUUACUUCUUCCCCAAUUGCUAAUAAUUUUGCAACUCCAAAUAGUUUUAGCGUGGCUAAAUCCUUAUUACAAUUAGGUGGUUAUGUAUAA